Macadamia integrifolia is the source of this 2063-nucleotide messenger RNA. Its product is annotated as pre-mRNA splicing factor SR-like 1. The transcript has 5 exons. Gene Ontology annotation, cellular component: precatalytic spliceosome. The record is from RefSeq and is a predicted model, not a curated record. Bases 435 to 1787 code for a protein of 450 amino acids. NCBI's taxonomy places the organism in Eukaryota, Viridiplantae, Streptophyta, Magnoliopsida, Proteales, Proteaceae.
CUCUCUUUUUUGUUUCGUAUCGAAAUCGAAUAGCGAUAUUCACACACGGGGGGUGUGGGGCGGGGAGAGAAAGACCUUGGGCGCUCUAGGGUUUAUCCGUCUUUAAUCCAGUCCCACCUCAACGUUUUACUCCCCUCUCUGCUUCAUCUCCGAAACCAGAAAUUCGAUUCACAGCGGGUUAUCUAUUUGAAAGAUUCUUUUAAGCUUUCCAAUGGUGCUAUUCUUUCUGUGGUGUCGAAUUCAUAUCUUCUGAAGAAGGGUUUUGAGCUACUCCUUCUAAUUUUUUUUUUUUUUAUCGAAUUGUCCUUUUUUGUAUGACUGGGAGAUGACAUUUGGUUGCGUUGUUGGGGGUCGUCUUCCUCUUCUCUGAGUUAGCUUUGUCUAGAAUUGGGUUUCUGUGAACAGCUGAACGUUGCUAAACUUGCAGUGAGGUUAUGGAGAUACAGACUUCAGGGAAGCCAAUUGAUUCCUUGCUGGAGAAGGUCUUGUGUGUCAACAUCCUUUCUUCGGAUUAUUUUAAAGAGCUUUACAGAUUGAAGACUUACCAUGAAGUUAUAGAUGAGAUUUAUAAUCAAGUUGAUCAUGUGGAGCCAUGGAUGACUGGAAACUGUAGGGGCCCUUCGACAGCAUUUUGUCUGCUGUACAAAUUUUUUACUAUGAAGCUCACGGUCAAGCAAAUGCAUGGCCUCUUGAAACAUCCUGAUUCUGCUUAUAUUAGAGCAAUUGGAUUCCUCUACUUAAGAUAUGUAGCUGACUCAAAAACUUUGUGGACCUGGUUUGAGCCUUAUCUCAAAGAUGAAGAGGAAUUUGCACCAGGAUCAAAUGGUCGCAUGACAACAAUGGGUGUAUAUGUGCGUGAUUUGCUUCUUGGACAGUAUUACUUCGAUACCCUUUUCCCUCGGACACCCGUUCCUAUCAUGCGACAGAUUGUUGCAAACCUUGAGAAGAUGAAGCUCCCUUCCAAACACUCUGGUGUCACGGGGGAAUCUAGCCGACAUGGAUCUGAUGAUACUGCUCGUCGACCACCUUCUGUGAAAGCUGCUCUUUCAGUCUCCUUCGGUCAGCGUGCGCCCCAUCGUGCUUCCACGAGGGAUUCAUCACCAGUUAGGCGUACACUGCCUCCUCAUGACAGAAACAAUGGGGAUGAUGCUCGAAGAUCUCCCAGCAGCCAUCGCAGCCGGAGCCGUGAAUUUUCUGAUCGUGACCAUUCAGACAGGGAUAGGGACCGGGACCGGGAGAGGGAAAGGGAAAGGGACAGGACUAGAGAAAGGGACAGAAAUAGAGAGAGAGAAAGGGAUAGGGAAAAAGAUAAGGAAUGGGACAGAGACAGUGAGAGGGAGUGGGACAGGGACAGAGACAAAAACAGAGAUAGGAAACAUGAGUAUGAUCGACAUGGGGUUCAUGAGAGAAGAGACUAUCACAGGUCCAAGUAUGCCGAUGGAGAUAGGGAAAGUAGCAGACGGGACCAUGAGAGUACUCGUCGUGAUGGUAGCAGGCAUAGAGAAUCUACCUCUCGCCGGAGUAGGAGUAGAAGCCAAAGCCAAAGCCGAAGCCGAAGCCGGAGCCGGAGCCGGAGCCGGAGCUUACAAGUCCACAAUCAUCAUCCGAGUCCACCUAGAGAUGGAAACAAGGAGAAGACACCUACACUUGCAUCUAGCAAUCUGGCCAAGUUGAGGGAUCUAUAUGGGGAUACAGGCGAUCAAAAAGGGUAUAGCGGCCCAGAUAGGGGUCCCAAAGACAGCAGCACUGAGGAGGUGAUUAGACUUGGUGGUUCUACUUGGAAGUAGAAGAAGGUUACUCUUCUAUUAGGCAUGUGGAUGCUGGAAUAUGUACUGGAUGAUGUAAAAUGUUGUCUUUGCUUUGGCCUUGCUUUCUAAUCAGGUUUAGUGGAAAGACGAAAACUUGUGCUCUGUUGGGACAAUAUUCUGACAAUAUAACACUUCUGCGACGUGUAAUUUUUUGUUGCUAAAUGUUUAUUGUAUUGCAGUUGUAUGUGCAUUGAAAUUUUCAUGCAACGAUGACUUGUUUAUCCAUUCUAAUUUAAUGCACUCUCUUUUAAGUUA